ACGUUGGCAGCGCUGCGUCGGAUGUCAAUAUGAGGGGGAUGUGAGUAAUACACGGGGCACAACACAUCGAGGGAUUGGUUAUACAACGAGGCUCGAGUGAUUUUUUUUCCAAGACUUUAAGUACCCCAAUUUUGAUUUAAUUCGCGCUGAUUGUCGCGUAACGGUGGGAGCGAGAGACGGCGUUCGUGUCGUCUUUUCGCGACUUAGAGCGCGUCACCGGGGACCACGCGGCGAACCUUCGCGAAUUGUUUUGCAUGGGGUGGAGCGUGAUCGGACACGAUUAACGUGUGUAAACACACACACACACGGGAAAAACAUUUGCCUCGAUAUCUCAUAACAAUUAUGGAGACUGUUAAACAUUUGUGGAACGUCAAUCAGUUCGUGACGAAGCUGAAGAAUCCGUUGGUUACAGACUUGCAGAUAUUUUACAUGCAGAAAUGUAAAAAUCUCGGCAACAGCGUGGAGUUGCCACAGCAGAAUUUUGGACCAUCGGUAGCGUGUUCGCAUUGUGGAUCACUUUGGAGUACGGUGGAUCAUCAAGUUCGAUUAUCAAGUGGCAAAAAAAUGUCUAAAUCGGUGAAAAAGAUUGUGCGACACAUGAAUGAAAAUCCAAGUCAAAAGAUCCCAAAAGCUCGCGCAACUUUGGCUCGGAAAUCUGUAAAAAAUGAGAUGAAUAGAUUGGUCAUUAAAUGUUCUGUCUGUUCCAAGAACACUGAAUUGCCGUUCAAGAAGAAAAGCCGCUUAAAGCCAGCUAAGUUGAAUAAUUCACCGACAGAGACACCGCAGAGUAACCGUAAAAGGAAAAAGAAGAAAUCCAAGGACAAAACUGCUGGUUUAAAUAUCUCAGGUUGCACGCCUGUAUCACAAUUGAACAAGAAAGAUAAUAGUAAAACACCUACAGUGUCGCCUGUGAUCACGCCUAAAAUAAUUGCAAGUAACAAGAAAUUAUCUAUUUCCCCUAAAAAGUCCAAGAAAUUGAAUAUAGAGCGAUUGAAACGUAUCAUGGAGAAUAAGACAACAACACCAAAACGAAAGAACUUACACAAUUUUUUAGCCGAGUUGUAUUGAAAACAAAUAUUUUAUGCAAUAUGUAAAUAUUGUAAAUAUUUUUGCA
Messenger RNA from Wasmannia auropunctata (little fire ant), 1114 nucleotides. RefSeq lists its product as uncharacterized. The record is from RefSeq and is a predicted model, not a curated record. Lineage: Eukaryota; Metazoa; Arthropoda; Insecta; Hymenoptera; Formicidae. The transcript has 2 exons. The coding region runs from base 343 to 1068 and encodes 241 amino acids.